Messenger RNA from Wasmannia auropunctata (little fire ant), 1383 nucleotides. RefSeq lists its product as uncharacterized. The transcript is spliced from 2 exons. Gene Ontology annotation, biological process: proteolysis. Gene Ontology annotation, molecular function: aspartic-type endopeptidase activity. The record is from RefSeq and is a predicted model, not a curated record. The coding region runs from base 1 to 1383 and encodes 460 amino acids. Lineage: Eukaryota; Metazoa; Arthropoda; Insecta; Hymenoptera; Formicidae.
AUGACCGAUGGGGGGGCAACGAGCCUCGCAUCGAUAUCACCUUUCGCACCACAACUUUUAACGAGUGCAUUGGUAUAUGUCCGCGAUCCCAAACACAAUAGACGCAAUAACUUGAAAUGUCGGGCGCUCUUAGACACGGGCGCCACCGCGAAUUUUAUUUCAGAAUCCUUCGUGGAACGUUUAAACAUACCAGUAGUUAAACAAUCGUUAUCUAUCGGUGCAAUUAACGACACAAGAACUGAAUCGAAGGGCAUCGUACAAAUUACAAUACAAUCAUUACAUAGUGAAUUCCAAAAAAUACUCACAUGUUUAACGAUACCGACGAUUACGGAUUUAAUACCAUCGGAUAUCUUUCCACGAAAUACGUUAGAGUUUCCCUCAGAUAUCAAGCUAGCGGACCCGGAAUUCCACCGGCCGCGACCCGUCGAUUUAUUGAUAGGCUCUGGUGCGACGUUGUCUCUGUUUACCGUCGGUCAAAUUGAUUUGUCUCGUGAAGGAUGUGAUUUAUACUUGCAAAAAACGCAUUUAGGCUGGGUGGUCGCCGGCGGGAUAUCAAUGCAGAUACCUUCGAGGAAUUCGGUAUGCCACUUGACGAGUUUAGAAAAUCAAUUAGCGAAGUUUUGGAGGAUAGAGGAGGUCGUAAAAAAUGAAAUAAAAUCGGAAGAAGAAAUCGAGUGUGAAUCGUAUUUUACGAAAACAGUCUCUCGUAACAAAGAUGGACGUUAUAUAGUCCGUUUACCGUUCCGUCAUACUGAAAAACGCCUAGGCGAUUCAAGAUCAAUAGCAUUUAAACGUUUGACGGCAUUAGAACGGAAAUUCAACGCGAAUGCGAUUUUAAAGGACGAAUACACGCGAAUAGUCAAGGAGUAUUUAGAGUUAGGUCACAUGUCACUAGUGGAGGAUCCCGGCGACAACGGUUAUUAUAUGCCACAUCACGCCGUGGUGAAAGAAUCGAGCGAAACCACUAAAGUACGUAUAGUGUUCGACGCGUCGGCAAAAACCAACACCGGCGUGUCUUUGAAUGAUAUGUUAAUGACAGGCCCAUCGAUACAAAACAAAUUGUUCUCGCAUUUAAUUCGAUUUCGGAUCUACAACUUUGUCGUCACCGCUGACAUCGAAAAGAUGUUUCGCCAAGUAUUUGUACAUGAGAGCGAUCGUCGAUAUCAGCGGGUUCUUUGGCGUAAAGACAAUAAGAUACAGACCUUACAGCUCAAUACGCUUACUUUCGGUGUCUCUUCAUCACCGUUUCUAGCUAUUCGCGUCAUUCAAAGACUGGCCGAGGAUGAACGCCAUACAUAUCCUAGGGCGGCCGACAUUAUUAAGUCACAUUUAUACGUGGAUGACUUGCUAACCGGUGCCAAUACCAUAGACGAGGUUGCCUAA